AUGUCGCUCGCAAAGAGAAACGACGGUUGUCUCGAGUGUCGCACGCGCCGAGUGCGCUGCGACAAGACGGAGCCCGAAUGCUUCAAGUGCUAUAAAAAGGGGAUCAAGUGCUCGGGCCAGGGUAUCGAGUGCCGCUUCAGCUCCCACAUGAAAUACGGCAGCUCGCCACGGCCCUCACAACCCGCAACUCGCACUGCUGCAGAUGGUCCUAAAGCCUCGCUGCGUGCCCCAAAUCGACUACGAUGGGUCACUGUAAACAGCAAACAGCCAGGAUCGUCGGAUACAGCGCGACUGGCUUCUCGCCGAGCUUCCACCACCGCAUCCAAGACUUCAAAUAAACGCCCCAUCGUUGGCCCUGCUCUUCCCAACAUACCCGCAUCUGACACAGAUUCUUCGGCCGAGAGCUUGGAAGAUGACGUGGAAGAAGUUCCGUCAAGAGAGAUGCAACUCUCCCGCCCGCAGACUGCUCUUCAAGCUCUAUCUCCCCAAGCCAGACAGUUCUUCAACUAUUUUUCAGAGACCAUCGCACCCAAAAUGGUCGUCUUUGACUUUAGUGGCAACGGCUAUCGCAACAUCUUGCUUCCUCUAGCAUGCGAAGAUGAGCUUGUUGGUCAGGCCAUCUCCGUUAUUGCAGCUUUCCACCUAUCGCAACAGGCGCCGCAUAUGCGAAUGGCAGCCGAAGUAGGCCAACAAGCAAUUUUAUCGAAAUUAUUCCGCGACUCGCUUCAACUCGAGCCAAAGAGACUUUUCAGCCUCUCCACAUGGGCGACCAUUCUAGUUUUGCUUGUGGGGGACACGAUUACGGGCGCGAACAACUACGUGCAUCUGCUGGAGAUUCUUUCAAAUCUGGCAAAGAUGUCCGAUUCGGUAGACGCUCUAUCAAUGACUACAAGGGAAUUCAUCAGAGAGCAAACACGAAUGUUCGAACUCUUUGGAUUUCCGCUGUCCAGUGAAACCAAAGGACUGCAAAUGUUGUCAAAACGCCCCGACUAUUACCUGGACUUUAUGUCUUCAAGUCCAUCACUCAACCAAGACCCGGAGCAAUAUGCCAAUGUUUCUGUCAUGAAGGAAGCCAUUCGGCAGGCCUGCGACUUGUACCGAAAUCGCGCCCUCCACCUCAUCACCGACGAAGAGUCUAUCAAAUCAGUAGAACGGCUCCGAGAGACGGUUCUCGAUCUAGACCCAAGCGUUGAUGGGUCCCACGCUUUGGUUUGGACAUAUUUUGUGGCUGCUGCAGAGAGCAUCACACCCGAGCAUCGAGAAUUCUUCUCACAUCGACUCCAAAGCCUCUACAGCUGCACCCACUUUGGAACCAUUCCCAUUGCCGUCCAGACUCUUGAGCACAUAUGGGCGAAUCAAGGCUCUCAGAGAUGGACCCAAGUCGUGACCCGACACCGCCCAAUCUUAAUCAUGUGA
This is a messenger RNA of Trichoderma atroviride IMI 206040, 1416 nucleotides long. RefSeq lists its product as uncharacterized. Gene Ontology annotation, molecular function: transcription cis-regulatory region binding; zinc ion binding; DNA-binding transcription factor activity, RNA polymerase II-specific. Gene Ontology annotation, biological process: positive regulation of transcription by RNA polymerase II. Gene Ontology annotation, cellular component: nucleus. The record is from RefSeq and is a predicted model, not a curated record. Lineage: Eukaryota; Fungi; Ascomycota; Sordariomycetes; Hypocreales; Hypocreaceae.